This is a messenger RNA of Striga hermonthica, 477 nucleotides long. NCBI's taxonomy places the organism in Eukaryota, Viridiplantae, Streptophyta, Magnoliopsida, Lamiales, Orobanchaceae. The record is from the annotation of a GenBank genome assembly.
AUGGCUGAGAAGGGAGGCGUAAUUGUUCCCGAGUCUGUGCUAAAGAAACAGAAGAGGAGCGAGGAAUGGGCUUUGGCCAAGAAGCAGGAGCUUGUUGUUGUGAAGGAAAAGAAUGCUGCAAACAGAAAGUUGAUUUUCAAUAGAGCCCAGCAAUAUGCCAAGGAAUACACGGAGCAGGAGAAGGAGCUGAUUCAGCUGAAGCGCGAGGCAAGACUGAAGGGAGGGUUUUAUGUGAAUCCUGAGGUUAAGUUGCUUUUCAUCAUUCGCAUUCGUGGUAUUAAUGCCAUGCACCCGAGGACUAAGAAGAUCUUGCAGAUCUUGCGUCUUCGGCAGAUUUUCAAUGGCGUGUUCCUAAAAGUUAACAAGGCAACAGUGAAUAUGCUUUACAGGGUUGAACCCUACGUAACCUAUGGGUAUGCAUCUCAAUAUUGCUGCCCCUCGAACUAUUUUCCCACUAGUUUGCGUGUCAACUUAUGA